CUGAUGUGUUUGGGGAUUGUAAUGGUUCUCUUGAGCAGGUAAGAUUAUUUUCACUUUCCUUUCUUUUUGAAUAUCAAACAGAUCAAUGUUAUGUUGGCAUUGCAUCUUUGUCAACACCACACUCAAACUCAGACGAUCACUUGUUUACAGAGAAUGAGAUUCAGUUUGUAUUUCCUUACUGUCUCUCUCUUCAUCUGCAUCUAUUUUCACUACACACAGACUGUUGGACACACAUAUUUUCAAAUGCUGCUAUGAAAGUCAUAGUCAUACAAGACUGAGAUUUUCGGCAGCAGUUUUGGAGCACAGGCAGCUGUAUUGCUCUUAUUUUUGUGUGCUGUGAUUCCACUCGAGGUUUUAAACUACAUGCAUAUUAAUCACCCCGAUAUGCAGUCAUUGCCUAAAUAAUGCAAAAUCAUGAUGCGCAGAAUGUUAAGCUCUGCGACAGUAUGCUAAUAUUUUAUUUCAACAGGCAUUAUUGUGACCUACUAAAAAAUUGGCUUUCCUACUUGUGCGAGCAUUAUGUUGUGCUGCAUGGAGAAGAAAUAUACUGCUGGGAAAUGUGUCGGUGUUCGCUCAUGCUUGUGGUUGAGCGUUGGAGUGCUUUCUGCUCAAAUGUAGGUCACAGUCCGAUUGGAUCAGGCUAGAAAAGAGUAUCUAUCCAUCUAUCUGUCUAUCUAUCGUCAUUUAACUCUGUCUGUAUGUCCACAAUUUGUUCUUAGAAUGCUAUUUUAAAUAUUUGGUUCCUCUCUUAUAUUUGAGAUUGUUGUAGCUGUUAUAUUUUAAAAGGGCCUGCAGGAUAAUUGUAUAACUGGGAACCACUUCCCAACACAAUACACAGUAUUCUCAGGCUUACCCACUUGCAUUUUUAGUCUACUGACAAUCUGUCCAAUCCGAUACUGAGAAAACACAAAGUGUGGCAUUUUAUACAGACUUGUAUUAUUUUAAGCUCUUUUAUGUUCACUUAAAGUGGAUGUUGUUGCCUACAUCCCCAUUAUUACAAAUUAGGCAGGAAGGGCCCGUUUGGGUGAUUAUACAGUUGGAGCAUUGAUCCACACAUACUGAUGAUGAUGUUUCUCUUAGUCACUGUUGGUGGUGCUGUUGCCUAAGCAGACUUUGAUUCGUCUAACGUCAGCCUUAUCACAAGUCACCGCCCGUCGUCGAAGGGAAUGGGCGAUAGUAGUGUGCAUAUAUUCAGUAAUGUUCUAGUACAGAUGUUGGCAUUGUGAGGAUUUGAGUGAACACAGAGUUACGGUCCAUUUUGUAAACGAGAUACGAGGCCUCUCUUCUUAUACGGAUACAUUUCAUUUUGGAUCAUAUAUUCAUGGGAAGAAAUGGAUAUUCUGAAGAGCAAAGGUACCUCAUCGGAUUGGAGAGUCUCCAUUUUGCUUUUUUGCCUUGUGGCUGCGGUUUGCGGACAAAUUCGUUAUUCUGUACCAGAGGAGAUGAGAAAAGGGCUGUUUGUCGGAGACGUUGCAAAAGACCUGGGCUUGGAUGUUGAAAGGUUGGUUUCUGGUCGGGCUCGACUUGUUAUUGAUGAUGAUAACCAAUAUGUCGCGCUGAACCAGAACAAAGGGCAUAUUGUCGUCAAUGAAAGAAUUGAUCGAGAAAAAUUAUGCGCCAAGAAAUCACCGUGUAGCUUUAGUCUAGAAAUUGUCCUCGAAGAUCCACUUGAAUUAUUUUCCAUAACCAUCGAAAUACAAGAUAUAAACGAUCAUGCUCCGUCUUUUCCCAAAAAGGAGAUUCAUUUGGAAAUAAGCGAAUCGACGCCAACUGGGACAGUAUUCCUGCUUGAUAGCGCAGCUGAUCCUGACGUAGGAAUAAACUCACUGCAAAGUUACUCUUUAAAGGAAAAUCGUCAUUUUAUCCUCAAACAACACACUCGCACAGAUGGGAGUAAAUAUGCUGAAAUGAUGCUUCAGACUGGUUUGGACCGCGAGACGCAAAGCGAGCAUGCGCUUGUAUUAACGGCUGUAGAUGGUGGGGAACCGCAGAGGUCUGGGACAGUGAGGAUCCAUAUUGCUGUUUUGGACGCAAACGACAACGCACCCGUUUUUACGCAGUCCGUAUACAAAGCAUCUGUCUUGGAAAAUGUCUUGCAAGGCACAGUUAUUGCUAAAGUCAGUGCCGUAGAUGUGGACCAAGGUUACAAUGGUAACGUUACAUACUAUUUCACUCACUUAGAGGAGGAUUCGUCAUGUCCUUUCGAAAUAAAUUCUUGCACGGGAGAGGUUAAACUCAUCGGUGACAUCGAUUACGAGGUUUCUCCAAAUUACGAAAUAAACCUUCAAGCAAAAGACCCAUGGGGUGUAGUGGGCGUCAGCAAAUUAAUAAUCGACAUAGCAGAUGUAAAUGACAACAGCCCAAUAAUCACAAUGGCUUCUUAUUCGGGUAAAAUUUCAGAGGAUUCCCUCCCUGGCACGGUUGUGGCAUUAAUUAGUGUUCAAGAUAAAGAUUCCGGUAAAAAUGGUCAGGUUCAUUUAAAUAUUGAUGAAAAUCUCCCGUUCAAAAUUAAAUCGUCUCUCAGAAACUAUUACACAUUGGUCACGGAGCAAAUCCUCGACCGAGAAAAGCUUUCCAAGUACAAUAUCACUCUCACUGCCAAAGAUGAGGGCUUCCCGGCCUUAUUAAGCAGAAAAACUGUUGUGUUAGACGUUACUGAUAUUAAUGACAACGCACCGAAUUUCAGCCAAAGUGUUUACAGAACACAGGUGAUAGAAAACAAUUCGCCUGGUGUAGCUCUGUUACAGAUCCACGCUACUGAUCCAGAUCAGGGUCAGAAUGCACGGGUAUCAUAUUUUCUUAUUGACGGGGAAGUUAAUGGAAAUCCGGUAUCCACAUAUUUCUCCAUGAAUACGGAAAGUGGAGUCAUUCAGUCUUUGCGUUCACUUGACUUUGAACAAGUCAAAGAAUACAAAAUACGAGUCCGAGCGCAGGAUGGAGGGUCGCCACCUCUAAAUAGUAACACAACUGUUAUUGUACGUGUCCAAGACCAGAACGACAACCCUCCUCAGGUUCUGUACCCAGUCCAG
Anarrhichthys ocellatus (wolf-eel) is the source of this 3029-nucleotide messenger RNA. RefSeq names its product protocadherin gamma-A2-like. Gene Ontology annotation, biological process: homophilic cell-cell adhesion. The transcript has 2 exons. The record is from RefSeq and is a predicted model, not a curated record. Gene Ontology annotation, cellular component: plasma membrane. NCBI's taxonomy places the organism in Eukaryota, Metazoa, Chordata, Actinopteri, Perciformes, Anarhichadidae. Gene Ontology annotation, molecular function: calcium ion binding. The annotation marks the transcript as partial.